This is a messenger RNA of Trichoderma gamsii, 1098 nucleotides long. RefSeq lists its product as hypothetical. Bases 1 to 1098 code for a protein of 365 amino acids. NCBI's taxonomy places the organism in Eukaryota, Fungi, Ascomycota, Sordariomycetes, Hypocreales, Hypocreaceae. The record is from RefSeq and is a predicted model, not a curated record. The transcript is spliced from 5 exons.
AUGCAAAAAUGGAAUCGGCAGUUGGAUAAGCUUGCCGAAACAGAUCUAAAGGCGGCAAACUUGAAAAAAGGCGCUUCGCGAGUGUUUUCUCGAAUGCUAAUUACCAAAGAAACUAUUGACCGGUGGGUCAAUUUAAUUCCAAAUGACUAUGGCCUGUGCAUCGUGAAGUCGGGCCUUUUGGUCUUGAUGAAGCUUGCACAACGACACGCAGAUAAUAGGCAAAAGAUUAUGGACGCAUUCUCCGAAAUCCAACAGAUCAUCUGCAAUGCUACCUUGAAGCGCAGGAGCUUUCAGACAGAUGCGCAGGUCUGCGAGUCUGCCGGCAAUGUGUAUGUCAGCAUUGUAGAUGCUAUUGAAAAGCUAUUAGACAUUGUCUUGGCGCCGUCUACAUCUUCAAGAUUGCACUCAAAGCUGCUGAUAGAGGAGAAAAAAGACGCUAUCGAGAACAAAUUCCUGGCAGAGCGACUUGACGAGAAGGAACAAGAACUACAACUCUACAAAAAAACCCAGCAAGUCAACCUGGUCAACACUCCGCAGCAAAAGGCGGUCAUUUCAUUCAGAAGACUACUUCAAAUUCUAUCAGCCCCAGCUCCUGAUCAGAUUCUUGUUGGAAACAUCGAAACUGACUUUCAACGCAUUUUGGCACAACGCGACGAAGACCUUGAGACCGUCGUGAACUGGGACUCGAGGGUAGAUCCUAAUCCCCAAGCACAAGCUCACUCCAUCCUUGACCAAGAGCGCUUCCUGCAGUGGAUACGCGGUGAACAUCCUGAUAAGCUUCUCAUUGACGGAAACUUUUCCACUCGCGGCGCUGUUUCCCUCGAAAAAAUUUCUGCCAUGUCUCUUUUCUGUCCCAACUUCAUCUUAAGCAUGAAUGACCUGGAUUCAUCAUAUAUUUUGCUAUACUUCCACUGUGGCCUGCAGUCUAGGCCUAAAGAUAGAUGGUACGGCCCGACUGGCCUGGUCCUGUCAGUGAUUAUCCAGGUACUGGUCCUUCUAUACGACAGAAGUCUGCUGGAUUUGAACAUUCUUGAUCGGCGGAGCUUCGUUCAGGCUCUGGAGAACCACAGCCUAGAUGAGCUAUCUCGUGGAGGCUAG